Messenger RNA from Physella acuta, 1023 nucleotides. Its product is annotated as galanin-like G-protein coupled receptor npr-9. Lineage: Eukaryota; Metazoa; Mollusca; Gastropoda; Physidae. The record is from RefSeq and is a predicted model, not a curated record. Gene Ontology annotation, cellular component: membrane. Gene Ontology annotation, biological process: G protein-coupled receptor signaling pathway. Gene Ontology annotation, molecular function: G protein-coupled receptor activity.
AUGGAUCUUAUUUCCCUUGUCAACUGGACAUUCGUCUACAUCCUGACUCCAGGUGUCGCUGUACUCGGCGUCCUUGGUAACAGCGUGAGUCUAGUGGUGCUGGCCACACAAGGCUUUAAGAAAAGCUCCAACAUCCUGCUCUUCGCUCUAGCACUGUCAGACCUCGCUUUCAUGCUCGGUGCCAACAGUGUGCUCAAGCUUCUGUACUUCUCAGGGCGCCAGGAGGGCUUUGUGUUCCCCGAGGGCGUCGCACGGGUGUGCUACUACCUGUAUCACGUGUUCGAUGUCCUGGACUGGGGCGGGGGCACCACGUCCAUGGGGCUGCCGACGUUGAUUACAGUAGAGCGGAUGAUAGCCGUGUUUUUCCCGCUCAAGUUUGCUCGUAUCGUGACGCCCAGACGAACCCUGGCUGCCGUCUGCCUGGUCUACGUCUUCUGCUUCGGCCUGCAGUUUUACGCACGGGCGUGGUUCCAGUUUGCCUACGUCCUUGACCCUAAGCUCAAUGUCAGCGUCGGGCUGGUCAAGCGGUCAGACCUGUUCUGGCAACAGCAGGCCGUGUCUGACGUCAUCGAGAAGAUGUACACGUCCACCGUCAUCCCCUUCUCGGUGGUGACCGCCGGCUGUCUCGCCAUCGGGGUCAAAGUCAAGGUCGCGUCCUUGGCGAGAAAAAACAUGACGCGGUUUUCCUCGACCUCAAGGGAUAGAGAAACGUCAAGACUCAAGUCGAAACCAAUGUCGAGGACGACGAAAACGCUGCUGUCCGUCUGCGUGUUUUACUCGGUCGCCUGUUUUUUCGUCUCCCUGCCCGCCAUCUUCCCCCAGAUCAAGGUUUUCCCCUUUUUUUCAGCGGACGCGCCCAACACGACAGCCGUGUUUGUUUACAAUGUGUUGCAGUUCGUGCUGUGUGUCAACGGCUCCGUCAACUUCGUCAUCUACGUCUUGACCAACACGAAGUUUAGGCGAACGUUUCUACAGCUGCUUCGUGUUCAAGAAAAGAGAAAGCGACAUAUCAGCCAGCUAUAA